AUGCCUUCGACACCCGUCAAGGCCAUUGCUGCCUCAUCGCCGCCAGUCACCGAGAGUCCCGGCACCUGGCGACACCCUCGCAUCGACGAGAUCACCAGACGGCGCCAUGCGACAACGUUCACCGAGAAGAACGUCACGCAGAUCGCCUACGGCGUAGCCAGCAUCAUCGCCAUCGUCGUCCUCAACCAAGUUUCCAAAGCCAACUCCCUGCCGACAUUAUUGUCAAAUUCGACGCGAGGCUACGUCGAUCUCGCAUGCUACGCAUGUCUGCUCAUGCCCAUUGUCAACAUUGUCUCUGCCUGCCUGCCCCUCAUGAGAGCCGAAGACUCCCUAGCCGACAUUCCUCUGACACCCGCGCAACGCAAACUGCUCGGUCUGCCCCCUUCGGGUGCGGCGCCCACCCCCAACGCGACCUACAGCACGCCGCCUCGAUACUCGAGGACGCCCUCGCUGUCCGGCUCCAUAGGCUCUCGGGGCAGCUGGGCCAGUGGUUCUCCCCUGUCAGGUCGGGCCAGCCCUGCCCUGCAAGCUUCCGAUUCCUACUCCCCCCUCCCCAGUCCCCUGGGGCUCAAGGGCCUGGACGCCUCAGUCAAUGGGCGGAGGUCGUCAUUCGGUCAAUCGAAUCUCGCGGCCAGCACCUCGUCCAACUUGUUCUCCGAUUCCCCGAGUCCGUCUGGCAACAAACGAACCAGCGUAGGACUGAACAGCAAGUGGUUGUACGAGAGGGGCAGGCGGUCGUCUGGUGGCGCUUGGACGCGUUAG
This is a messenger RNA of Emericellopsis cladophorae, 762 nucleotides long. RefSeq names its product Meiotically up-regulated like protein. Gene Ontology annotation, biological process: protein import into nucleus; spindle pole body duplication. Bases 1 to 762 code for a protein of 253 amino acids. Lineage: Eukaryota; Fungi; Ascomycota; Sordariomycetes; Hypocreales; Bionectriaceae. The record is from RefSeq and is a predicted model, not a curated record. Gene Ontology annotation, cellular component: nuclear outer membrane; nuclear pore transmembrane ring. The transcript has 2 exons.